CCCGCCUCCCAGCUGAGCGGCUAGGUAAACAAACAGGAGAGGAGAAGAAACGAGCAGCAGACGCUUUGCUGGGUUCUGGCUCAUUUAGGGACACUUUUCUAUUCACAUCUCUUUUUGUAAAAAAAAAAAAAAAAAACAAAAAAUGAUAUCCUGUUUUCUAGAAAAAAUAUUCCUCUGAUACACGGGUACUAACAUUUUCUAACAAGAUUUAAAAACUGAGGGUUGUUAAUAGUAGCUUGCUAGCUCGGAAAGAUUGGACUUUUUGUACCAUCAUUUUUAUUAGAGCUCGUAAGAAAAGCUCUCUAUAGGCCAGUAAGGUGUCUUUUUUCAGCCAGACCCAUUAGAUGCAGUACUGUCUUCCGUAAAUAAAUACAUUUUAAAAAGCGACCGAGCGUUCCUGCCGUUUGCGAAGUUCAACGUUAACGGCAGACAGCCUCAGGGAAGAAUGACCGAUGUCCAGCUAUUAAAUAUCCAGCGGUUAUUGGAGGCAGCGGAGUACAUAGAAAGAAGAGAGAGAGAGUGCGAACAUGGAUAUGCUUCGACCUUCCCUUUAAACCAGAGCACAAACUACCAGAGGCAGAGGAAGUUCCGAAAUAAAAAGUUCAGCAGCAACCACAACAGGUCGACACACAAUGAACUGGAAAAAAACAGACGAGCCCACCUGCGGUUGUGUUUGGAGAGGUUGAAGUCCCUCAUACCUCUGGGACCCGACUGCAGCCGCCACACCACCCUGGGCCUACUCAAUAAAGCCAAAGCACACAUAAAGAAACUUGAAGAAGCCGACAGGAAGAGCCAGUACCAGCUGGAGUCUCUGGAGCGCGAGCAGAGACACCUACAGCGUCAGCUGGAGCUGCUGAGAGGAGGAAGCGCCGCUGCCGUCCAGAGCAGCCCGGGGGAGGGGGAGAGGAUACGCAUGGACAGCGUGGGCUCCACCCUCUGCUCCGACCGCUCGGACUCCGACCAAGAAGAGAUUGAGGUGGACGUAGAGAGCACCGAGUUCUCCCAUGGAGAGCUCGACAGCGUGAGCAUGGCCAGCACCAGCGACCUGGACGACCACAGCAGCCUGCAGAGCAUGGCCAGCGAUGAGGGCUACUCCUCCUGCAGCGUCAAACUUGCCUUCUCCUCCUAAAAGCCGCCGCCAGCACCGACCAGCCCUGCCAAACCCGCCUGUCCUUCUCCUCCACCCCUCUGCCGUCUUCACAGCCCGUCCAGCCGUGGCGUCGCCAACGACGACAGCAUCCCCUCUCCGAGCCUUUUUUCUUUUUUCUUUUUUUCUCUUUUGUUACAUCCGCUCCAUCCCACCAUCACCUGUAACCCCUCCCCCUCUUCCUCCUCCCGAGCAACUGGGUUUAAGUUUGGUUUAAAGGGAGACCAGAGACUUUACACACACAAGUCUUCUGGAUUUUUUAAAAACCCACUACAAGAGAAAAAAAAAAACAAAACAAAACAAAAAAAUCUGUAAUUGAAUUUAAGUGUGAUAUUUCCUUUUGAUUUUUUUAAAAAAAUGCACAAGCCCUGAUUUUACUCCAAAUGCACUUAAAAAUUUUUUAUAACGGAGAACUUGCUCAAGAGUUUUUGGUUCUCCAAUGCGAGGCGUCUGAACCGAAACCUAACGCCGGGGGGGUGGGGGGGAUCUCCGCCUCGACCCUGUGGCCACAAACAUCUUCCCCGUCGUCUCAUUGCUUAUCCACAGCACAGAGGCUCACAUCCUCAAAAUCGGUGCUACCAGGAAAGCAGGUCAGACUCGACGCCACACGGCGAGCGUCUUCUGCGUGUCGACGCGAUCGCAGGAGAAAACGGGCAGAAUUCGCAGAAUGCGUUUUCCAAAGUCGUAACUUUGCGCGAAUGUUUCGUUUUCGCGCCUUUCCCCUCAAACAAGCAGCUACAACAAGCCAUCCAGCACUCGCCUACUUCGUAGCUGUCCGUGUAAAACAAGGCACAAUCCGAGACGAGAUUAAAACACACGCACACCCACACGCACACACACACACACACAAGAAAACAAAAACAAAAGCAGCAGCAACACGGAAAAAAAACUCGUAACAGCUCCGAAGUUUGGAACAGAGGCACAACCUUUUUUCCAGCAGUAAGAAGCAAUAACUCCCGCAGUAAUUUUUUAUUUUUCUGUUUUAAUCCCUUUCCAAUGUCCUUUCUCAGUUCUGUGUGAUUGUCCCAAAUAAACAAAUUAGAGCAAUUUUUUAUUUUUUUUUGUACAUACAAAUAGCUUAAUAAAUCAAACUUUAAAAUAAUAAUUAAAAAAAAAGAGUUUAAAAAGCUCAUGGAUAGAGCUGUUGCUGUUUGACUUCUGUUCAUGGUGCAUUAUAAAUGAAAUUUUAUCUUUUCAACAUUUCUUUGCUGUUUGAAAUAAACUAUUUACUCGGCGCCCCGACAUGGGAGCGACGUUUUAUUGGUGUGAUGGAGAAAACCCAAACAGAGCAGCUCUUUCUCUCUCUCUGUGUGUCCUGUCGGGACUUUCAGUUGGAGGAUGCGGCUGUAGUUUGGCACAGUUAUUGUUAUUAUUAUUAUUUUAUUUUUAAUUUUGUAUUUAUUGGAGGUUUUUUUUUUUUUUUGUUAUUUCUUGUUUGAUAUUCCUCGUGCAUGUGGCAUUCCUCCGGUGGGCCGGGUGUUUCUGAAGGAGAAAAACGGGUCGUAUGAUGUCAAUAAUCUCCAUCCCUAACCUCUCACUGGCUUUACGAAUUGCACUCCAACCACAGUUUCCUUUUUUUUUUUCUGCUCCACCUGCCAUCCAUUCAUUUUUCCCAUCUGAAACGAGAACGGGAAGAACUUCUGCUCGCUUUUGAAUAUUUAUUUCUCAGUCCCUUAAAAGAGCACAAGCAGUGGGGGAUGAAUGGGAGGCGACAAAGUUAACUUAUUUUGGAUUCUGUCUUAUUUUACUCACUAUUAUUCCUCAUUCCUUAUUUUWAGAAAUGUAUAUUUUAUGUUAUUGUUAAGCUUAUCUUUUCUUUUUCGGGGUUGGAGGAUUUUAAGGAAUAAAAAUAAAAAAAAGCGUAGCCAUUUUGUUUGAUUAUUAUUAUUUUUCAGAUGUUUGACUCCAUGGACACUUGAAAUGUACUCGGGAUCCCUAAGCUGCUCCUAGUGCUGAGCCUCGCCUGUUCUGAGUGGCCGGCCUCGUCCAGAACCGUCUCCGUCCUCGAGCAGCCGCUUCAGUCUGGAUUUUCGAUUUUUAAUUAGAAUUAUCACCUUUUUUUUUUCUGCUCCGAGGGUCGAGCUGCUUCUGCACAAGACUCGCUCACAGCCAAGACUUUUACUGGCAAAUACUGAGCCAGCUACUACACAAUAAACAAAAAAAGGGGUUCUAAAAAUCAAAAAACGACGAGAAAGAAAACAAACGCCACUUUCCUCUAUUGCGAGGAUUGUAGUCUCUAUUAGACUUGUGUUUUAGUUGACUAAAUAUGUCUUACACUUACCUCCGUUUGAGGAUUUAAUGGGGAAAAAGAAAAGAAAAAGAAAAAAGACCAUAAUAAGAACAAACCUUUGGUUGCCGAAGGGUGUCACUAAGGUGUGGGCUCCUCCCCUCAGAGCUCUGUGGAGGUUGUUGGACUUGGCACUGAAUCAGAAAGUCACCACUUUAUUGGUGCUUUAUUGUAAAAACAAAAAUGCCAAAAAAAAAAA
Messenger RNA from Poecilia reticulata (guppy), 3633 nucleotides. It is a transcript of the gene mxi1, whose product is annotated as max interactor 1, dimerization protein. Gene Ontology annotation, biological process: regulation of transcription by RNA polymerase II. Gene Ontology annotation, molecular function: protein dimerization activity; DNA-binding transcription factor activity, RNA polymerase II-specific; RNA polymerase II cis-regulatory region sequence-specific DNA binding. The record is from RefSeq and is a predicted model, not a curated record. NCBI's taxonomy places the organism in Eukaryota, Metazoa, Chordata, Actinopteri, Cyprinodontiformes, Poeciliidae.